Ceraceosorus guamensis is the source of this 2643-nucleotide messenger RNA. Its product is annotated as Metallo-hydrolase/oxidoreductase. Gene Ontology annotation, biological process: N-acylphosphatidylethanolamine metabolic process; N-acylethanolamine metabolic process. The coding region runs from base 298 to 2577 and encodes 759 amino acids. The transcript has 2 exons. Lineage: Eukaryota; Fungi; Basidiomycota; Exobasidiomycetes; Ceraceosorales; Ceraceosoraceae. Gene Ontology annotation, cellular component: membrane-bounded organelle; cytoplasm. Gene Ontology annotation, molecular function: N-acylphosphatidylethanolamine-specific phospholipase D activity. The record is from RefSeq and is a predicted model, not a curated record.
UCCAUUUGCAUCCAAAUGAUGAUGGCUAUUCGACAUUCGCGAUUGCAUGCUAUCCAUUCCUCCUGGCUUGACGAUCGGAAACAACUCUACAGCCACGACGCUCGUCACUGCCCGCGGACUGCGCUCGUCGGUCGUUGCGUUGCGAAGAUAGAGCGGACUUCGGUGCUCGCGCGAGUCGCACUGGCGAUCGACGACGAUCUCCUUUAACGAUUUCCGCAACGAUUUCCGCAGCGGGAGGCAGGGACACCCGCAGGCAAACGCUUUCUCGUAGCGCUGGACUCUAGCAAACGGCAUAGAAUGUCACGCGAUGCUGCCGUCCCAUUAUCUCAGUCGUCUGCGCAAGAAGCCAAGAGCUCGCAAGUCGGUGUAAAUGAAAGCGCACACGAAGCGCUUGCUGAGGCUGCAUCGACGCAACUCGACUUGCACACCUUGGUCAAGCAUGAAGCUCCCUCCCAGCAGCUCUUGCGCUUAUCGAUAACUCGAGUGACCCAUGCCGUGCCCCCACCCCAUCAUGUCGUAGUGCCAACACCCCCUCCAUCGCAAUCUUGGACUGGAUGGUUAUCCGGUUGGUCAGGUCGACCCACUCCAGCCCCAGCCUCAGGAGCCGCCCUGGAGUCUUCGCACGGACCGGUGCCACAGUAUCAUAGCCGAGUCAGCACUUCAAGUUUGACCAAAGAGCCCUCUAAGAACGACCAAAAUGCUGCUGCUGCGAACGCAACCUCUCCGAAAAAGGAGGCUCCUCGCACCAUAGGCUUCCGGAAUCCCUGGCCUUCGUGGCACAAACCGACGCUACCGGAGCUCUGGGCAGGUCUGGACUGGGGCAGUCCAAGUCAAUCGGAGACUAGGGAAUCAUCUUCAAGCACUAGUCUGCAAGGUGGAAGAGGGGCAAGUGGCGGAGGAGAGCUGCCCGAGUCUCACACGGCUGACCACGUGCCCUUACGAGUGGUGCAGCCAACCUUCGCCCAACCGGCCGCUGAGACGGGCAUUGCAGCUCCAAGCGACGCAAAGCAGAGCAAACAGCGCGUUGGGGCUACCUGGCUCGGCCAUGCCGGGGUUCUGCUGCAGAUGCCAAGCUUGAGCAAAAGGGAGGAACUUAGCGAGGGAGCGACAGCACGCGUCGAGCAGGAUUCUGUCAGAUUGCUCUUUGAUCCGAUUUUCUCUGAGAGGUGUUCUCCCACGCAGUACUUUGGCCCCGCUCGAGCUUAUGCGUCUCCCUGUGAAGUCAAAGACCUCCCUAGUAUAGACGCGGUGCUGAUUUCUCAUUCUCACUACGAUCAUCUCGACUUGGCGACCAUCACUGAGCUGUGGCAUCACAACAAGAGACGCAUGAGAUUCUUCGUGCCCCUCGGUCUUAAAGAGUGGUUUGUUGGCACGGCUUCGAAGGACGGAGGCGAUCAACAUGCUGGAGCUCUGGGCAUCCCGCCUGAUCGCAUAGAAGAGCUGGAUUGGUGGGACUCCAUCACCCUCACAGCUGGACCCAGCUCAAAUACUUCUUUUAGAACAGAUGACUCGAGCGUGAACGAGAAUCACGUCAAGAUUACUUGUACGCCGGCCCAACACGGGUCGGGCAGGUAUGGGCUGGACGCGGGGACCAGCUUGUGGGCGAGCUGGUUCGUUGAGCACGCGCAGCACGACGAGUCAGUGCAGGCCAAGCGAGGCUCUGGCGAUGCGGAGGGGCACCAAUCCUACAAAGUGUUCUUUGGAGGUGAUACAGGAUUGCAAUUUCAUGGCGCGGAGGGCCCAAAAGAAAGCUUCUUGAGGCGCAAACGCGCUGUCAAAGCGCGCAGAAGAGAUCAAACGGCGGUUGGUGGAGCGCAGAAGAUGUCUGAAGCGGUACUGCAAGAGCUCGAAACUGAGCCUCUGUCGGAGGCGUCCGCCAGUUCAUCAAGCCCGUCUUUGUCAGCAUCCACACUCGACACGAACGGAGCAUCACCAACAGAAGUGCAGUAUCCUCCUUGUCCGACAUUCACCGAGAUUGCUCUGCGGCUGGGCUCUCCCGAUCUACUCUUUCUGCCAAUCAGCGUAGGCGCCACGCUUUCCUUCCUCAAGUCGUACGAUCCAUUAGCUUCCUGGACGUCACCCAAAGCAUCUUCGACUCGUGGUGACGAUUCUCAGACAGAGGCACAAGGCUGGAGCUUGUUUCCCAACAUCAGUCCAGGGCUCACGAGCGCAAAUCACAUGGGCCCCUGGGAUGCUUGUAGAGUGCUCAAGAGGAUGCAACAUCCAAAUGUGCCGGACGCAGAAUUCCUUGAUGGCGACGUUCAUGCGCACGGGUACAGCUGCAUCGAUGCCAACAGCUCUGGACAUAGCGCUGCUGCAAACUCGGCUAGGCGAGCAGCUCCGCUGGCAAUGGCCAUCCACUGGGGCACUUUCGUUUCGGGCGAGGCAGAGGCUCACUCUACAAUGCAAGAUCUGAAGGAAGCCUGCUCAGAGCAAAGCAUCGUCUUUUCAAGGAAUGCCGACGGCGCCGCGCUGCCGGCGUCAAGCUUCGCCCAGGAUGCAACGUCUAAUGGCAGGUCUGCGGCACCGGAAUUUACCGUCGUCGAUCACGGCCACACUGUGUGGCUUGACAGAUGAACCACUACGCUUGUUGUUUUUCGUUUGUACGAUAGUAUUCUCUGCUGCUCUUCGCAAUAUACCCUA